AUGUCUUUGCAACUUUCAGACAACCUGGCUCCUCAGCCCUGGACUGAUGUCUUUACCGAUGACACCAACAUAGACCGUCGCAAGUGCCACCGCACUGUGCCCAUGAAGGUGCUGGCCCUGGGUGUCGGCCGUACUGGUACUGCCUCUAUGCGCAAGGCCCUGGAGCGUCUGGGAUACGGAAAGUGCUACCACAUGAUGUGCGCCUCGGUUGAGAACCCGCCCGACUGCCUCAUGUGGCACGAUGCCCUGAACGCCAAGUACAAGGGUAUCGGCGAGUUCGGCCGCAAGGAGUGGGAUCAGCUUUUGGGUGACUGCCAGGCCGUCUGUGACUGGCCCGCCUGUGCUUUCGCCAAGGAGCUCAUUGAGGCUUACCCCAAUGCUAAGGUCAUCCUGACCACCCGCGAUGUUGACCCAUGGCACGCAUCCGUCAUGAAGACUGUCUUCUGGCGUGUCAGCGACCCCGAGCACAAGUUCGUUUCGAACUUCAGCUGGGCCGCCGGCAUGUACUACCCCAUGUUGAACAAGUUCUUCGAGACUUUCUUCCGUGGUGAUUUCCCCGGUCAGGGCAAGCAGGUUUACAACGACCACGUCGCCGAGGUCCGUGCUAUGGUUCCCCCAGAGCGUCUUCUGGAGUACAACAUCAACGACGGCUGGGGUCCUCUCGCCGAGUUCCUCGAGGAGGAUGUGCCCGAUACCCCCUUCCCCCGCGGAAACGACAUGGCCGACUUCUACAAGCGCUGCAGCACCCGCAACCGUCACCAGAUGAUGAACGCCGCUUUGCAGGCCGUCACUGUUGGUGGUACCCUUUUGGCCACCGGUUUGGCCGCUACCUUGGCCUGGAAGCGCUUUGCCCGGUAA
Penicillium verhagenii is the source of this 858-nucleotide messenger RNA. RefSeq names its product sulfotransferase family protein. NCBI's taxonomy places the organism in Eukaryota, Fungi, Ascomycota, Eurotiomycetes, Eurotiales, Aspergillaceae. Bases 1 to 858 code for a protein of 285 amino acids. The record is from RefSeq and is a predicted model, not a curated record. The transcript is spliced from 3 exons.